AAGGUCUGGCGACAUCCAGCCCCAAGAGGAGCCAGCCGCUCGCCCGUCUGUUCGCAGGCUUGCUGUCCUCCUGCCCCUGCAUCGCCCUUACAUCGCCCGGCAUCGCCCUGCGAUCGUCUGCCUGCCAUGUCGAUUGCCCGGCUCUGCGUCGGCAACAGAGCCCUCGGGCUCCACCGUCUCGGCCCAAGCCCACCCCAAGGUGCUCUGGCCCUGCACUUUCUGUCCAUCCCCGCAGGACGGGCAGGUUGCAUCGCCAGACCCAGCAGCAUCGGCAUCUUCGCCAACGCAACUCCCCGCCGAUCCACUUCAUCAGCGUCUUCGCCCGAUCCACAGUCCCCGCCGCCGUCGCCCCCAGAGCCCAACUCGGAGUACAUCCUCAAUGUCGGCGACGCCAUUCGGAUCCUGCGAGACACCCUGCCCAGGUUUUUCGCCCACGGUCUGCAGCAUCCCGAGCUCUACGCUAGCAAUGUGGCAUUCUCGGAGCCAUACCACACCCGCAUCAAGAUCAAGGGCAAAGGAAACUACAUGGUGCUGGCGCAGAUCGUCCGCUACAUGGCCAUCUGUCUCUUCGACUCGCCCCGGUUCGAUAUCCACCGCAUCCAGCAAAUCCGCGAGAGCGACCUGGUCGACAGCCUCUCGCCGACGUUGGCAGGCCGGGACAGCUCCGAAGCCCCGGACCAGGCCGAUCCUGGCCAGUUGGGCGAGCCCGAUUCGAUGCUGGUGCGCAUCCGAUGGGUCUUUGAGGGCAUCCCCCGGCAUCUCCUCUGGCUCAGUGCCUUUGACUACGUCAACACCCCGCGGACGGUCUACGAAGGCGUCUUCGUGUAUGGCUUUGACCGAGAGGGCCGGAUUGUGCUGCACCAGCUGCAAGGCAUCCAUCCUGUGCCUCCGUUUAUAUCGGCCUACCGCUGGUUCAGUCUGCGGACCAGGUCCUCUCUUGUUACGCCGGAUCUCAACGCCUUUGUCGACAUCAAAUCCAAGACAGCGCCCUGUCCGCUCCCGGUCCGCAAGAGUACUCCCGACGACAGGAGCCCCAAGAAUCCCACGAGCUGAAUGCGGGUUGAGCCAAGCAAGGCAUCCCGGGUGCGGCUGCAAUUCAAUCAUCGGAGCUCCUGCAUGUUUCUGUUCUUCUUCUUCAUCCCCACCACCAUCGGCGCCGUACCAACGUCUUCACCGCCAGUGCCUGAUCUCGGCCUAAUACAUCAUUGGUGCGAUUGA
Molecule: messenger RNA, 1218 nt
Organism: Polychytrium aggregatum
Lineage: Eukaryota; Fungi; Chytridiomycota; Chytridiomycetes; Polychytriales
Exons: 1
Coding region: 127-1053 (308 amino acids)
Source: RefSeq, a predicted model, not a curated record